CUUGUUUGAAAGCGGAUGUCUGAGAAAACGUUCCAAUGGUCUGUCUUUGUGCUUCUCAUAUCCGUUGUAGAGUGUAAACAAGAAUGUUGGUCCUGCAGUGGAGUUGAAACCGCUAGCGAGUGCACCCAUCAUAUACAGUGUGGUGAUGGUGAGGUCUGUUAUAUGCACAACUUUGUAACCGAAUCCGGCACCGAAGAGUUUGAUUACGGAUGUGGCUCGUCACUGGCUUGUAGUAAUUCGGGUGGUUCGAUACUUGGUCGCCGAUCUGAAGGCCAUCAUGUGAAGUGUGCACUUUGCUGCGAUUCCAGACUAUGUAAUGACAUUUUGAAUUGCUCAAAUUCUGUUCAAUUACCAUUAAGACUUCCACGAGAAUGUGCCGACUUACAAUUAUCUGUAAAUGGUGUCCAUACAAUUUACCCAUAUGGACAAAUGCAGCUUCCGGUAUCUGUUUAUUGCUACGUUGAUUCAAGUUUGCAUUCAUGGACUGUUAUUCAACGAAGAAUAAAUGGAUCAGUCAACUUUUAUAGAGACUGGCAAGCAUACAAAACUGGAUUUGGACACGCAAACGACGAGUAUUGGUUAGGGAAUGACAAUAUACAUGAGCUGACAGCCGACUCAAACCAUGCAUUGAUGAUACUUAUGACAGAUUUUAGUGGGGUAACAAAGUUUGCUGAAUAUCUUUCGUUCCAUAUAUCUUCUGAAGAUAAUGGUUAUCAGUUGAUGGUCAGUAAAUAUGAUGGAACUGCAGGAGAUUCUUUGACAGGACAGAAUGGACACAAGUUCACUACUUUAGAUCGAGAUAAUGACAGUUCUGGAUCUAAUUGCGCCGUACUGUAUAAAGGGGCAUGGUGGUAUGACGCCUGUCACAGCUCGAAUUUAAAUGGAAUUUAUUAUCAUGGUCAUCAUGAUGAAUUUGCCACGGGAAUAGAUUGGUAUACAUUUCAUGGGUAUUAUUACUCAAUGAAGACUACCAUGAUGAUGAUUAGAAAAUACUAA
Molecule: messenger RNA, 996 nt
Organism: Mytilus trossulus (common blue mussel)
Lineage: Eukaryota; Metazoa; Mollusca; Bivalvia; Mytilida; Mytilidae
Product: microfibril-associated glycoprotein 4-like
Exons: 9
Coding region: 16-996 (326 amino acids)
Source: RefSeq, a predicted model, not a curated record